CACGCUGACGUCGUCAACUCUUUCUCCUACCUCGCCACCACCCUCUCUCUCGAGCUCUCCAAUGGCGCCUCCACCUCCACGAACACCUCUCCUCGUCGCCGCCGUCCUCCUCCUCCUCCUCCCGCAGGCGACGCCGAUCGCCACGGCGAGCCCGGUGGCCUUCUCUUUCCCGUCCUUCUCCCUCCGCAACCUCACCCUCCUCGGCGGGGCCUCCCUCCGCGCCAUCUCCGUCUCCCUCCCGCCGCCCUCCUCCCGGGCCCUCUUCCCGCUCCCUCUCCCCUUCCCCCGCAACGCCUCCUUCUCCACCUCCUUCGUCUUCGCCUCCCCCGCCGCCGCGCGCCCCGCCUCGAGCCUCUCCUUCCUCCUCCUCCCCGACCUGCUCGCCGAGGGCCUCGCCGCCAAGAACCGCUCGCUCCCGCUCGAGCUCACCUUCGACGCGUCCAGGAACCUCGUCUCGGCCUCCUCCGCCGGCGUUGACGUCGACGGGAACUCCACCGCCGCGGUGGACCUGCGGAACGGCAACGAGGUUGGUUCUUGGGUCGUCUACGACGCGUCCCUGGCGCGCCUGGAGGUGUUCGUCAGCCACGCGAGUCUGCGGCCGCCCACGCCCGCGUUGGCCGCCGACGCCGACAGCAUCGCCGCCCGCUUCGCCGAGUUCAUGUUCGUCGGCUUUGAGGUCACGUCUUCGUCAGGAAACGGGAGCAGCGAUGGUGGCUUCCUCAUCCAGAGCUGGACCUUCCAGACGUCCGGGAUGCCGGCCGUCGACCCGGCGUCUCGGUCAUCGCACAACGUGUCCGACAGCGUCGACAGCGCUCCGGCGUUGGACGGCCUCGCCGGCCACAAGGAUGGGCGUCGCAGAAGGUUGGCACUGGGGCUUGGCAUCCCCUUGCCCAUUGUGUUUCUUGGUGCAGUCACGGUGUUUGUGGUAAUGUCGCUGAAGAAGUGGGGGUCAGGGUUUAAGAAGGGUUUGGGUGCAAAGGCCGCAGUGGGUAAGCCAAGGCAGUAUACCUAUCAACAUCUCUUCUCAGCGACAAAGGGGUUUGAUCCUUCUCUGGUGGUUGGCAGUGGUGGUUUCGGUACUGUGUACAAGGCAGUCUGCCCGUGUUCCGGGGUCACAUAUGCGGUCAAGCGGUCGAAGCAAUCCAGGGACAGCUACAAUGAGUUCAAUGCUGAGCUUACCAUAAUUGCUGACCUGAAGCACCCCAAUCUGGUUCAUCUCCAAGGGUGGUGUGCUGAGAAGGACGAACUGCUGCUUGUGUAUGAGUUCAUGUCAAAUGGUAGCCUGGAUAUGGCUCUCCAUCCUUGUUCUGAGGCUGAAUGUCAUGUCCCUCUCAGCUGGGCUCAGCGGUAUAAUGUGGCUGUCGGCAUUGCCUGCGCAGUUGCAUACCUACAUGAAGAACAUGACAAGCAGGUGAUCCACAGGGACAUCAAGUGCAGCAACAUACUUCUUGACUCACAUUUCAACCCAAGGUUGGGGGAUUUCGGGCUUGCAAGGUUGAAAGAUCCUAACACAAGCCCUCGGUCGACCUUGGCAGCGGGGACUGUCGGUUACCUUGCACCUGAGUACCUCCAGAUGGGGAAAGCCACAGAAAAGAGUGAUGUCUACAGCUAUGGGGUUGUACUGCUAGAGAUCUGCACAGGGAGACGGCCAAUUGAGAGUGCAGCACCUGACAGUAUGAACAUGGUGAAUGUUGUUGAUUGGGUUUGGAAUUUGCACUCGAAAGGCAAGGUUUUGGAUGCUGUGGAUCCAACGCUGAAUGGGGAAUAUGAUGCAGGGCAAAUGAUGAGGUUUCUCCUUGUCGGUUUGAGCUGUGUGAACCCAUUUUCAGAAGAGAGGCCUGUCAUGAGGACCGUUCUGGAUAUGCUGGAGGGCAAUAGUGGGCUGCUGUCUGUUCCAAGAAAGAAGCCACUGCUGGUAUUUGUUCCAAAUGCCCCUAUUGAUCUUGAGGGAAUAGUCUCGGAGUGCAACCAGAGUACAGUUUCAAGUGGUCUCUAUGAAUUAAAAAUUGAUCUAAACUAGGUAGCUGCUGAGAAGACUACUCAUGGUGACAAUCUGAAGUUUUGUCUAUAGUUUGUGGAGUUUGUAGAAGCUGACACUGUCAAUAUGCAAAUCAUACCCUGAAAGCAAAUAUGGUUAAAAAGACGAUGAGUUUCUGGCAAGUGUUGUAGAGGCUAACACUCCGAAGGUCAUGCCUGAAUUCAAUCAAUGGAGACUAUUUUGAGUAUUAUCGUACGUUUCGUAACACUGAGCAGAAUUUUCACCAUCAUGCUUUUAAGACUGGUCACCGACAUAUGAGUUUCUCCAUGAGAAGUCAAGAAGAGUUGGUAACUUGGUAUAUGGUAUUAUUAUCUGGGAAUUCACACGAUUGAUGAGAUAGAAUUUACCAUGUUGGCAGAUGUUAUGUAUUCCCUGCAUAAUUGUCUAGAUAUGCUAUGUUUCAUUGUCUGUUUAGUACAAUAUCAACGAAUAGUCCCAUCUGAAAAAUCCUCCCAGAGAACAGAAUGAUUAGAGAUUCCUUUGCUAGCUUAGAAAAUUGGCACAUGUCAUUAGUAUGAAAGAACUUACGAUUGCUAAAAAUUUAUGGCAACUUAGCAUAAAAUUGUCAUUUUAGUCAACCUUGGACUGAUAGAACAGAGACUGUCAUGUAUAGCUUUGGAGCACUAUGAUUUGAGUAGAAAUGAGUGGCUGUCGUCAGUCAUUUGUGUUGUUUCUUGGCUAUACAUGUACCUGAGCGAUGCGGUUGGUGUUAUGAUCUGGACUAUCUAUGUGAACUAGAAUGAGUGGAUGUAGUCGGUCAUUUGUGUUGUUUAUGGCUGAAAGUGUACCUGAAUUCGUGUUAUAAUAAUAAUAAUAAUAAUCAGAUGAUAAUUUUUAUUUAA
Messenger RNA from Oryza sativa Japonica Group (Japanese rice), 2880 nucleotides. Its product is annotated as probable L-type lectin-domain containing receptor kinase S.7. Gene Ontology annotation, cellular component: plasma membrane. Gene Ontology annotation, biological process: protein phosphorylation; defense response to oomycetes; defense response to bacterium. The record is from RefSeq and is a predicted model, not a curated record. Gene Ontology annotation, molecular function: ATP binding; carbohydrate binding; protein kinase activity. NCBI's taxonomy places the organism in Eukaryota, Viridiplantae, Streptophyta, Magnoliopsida, Poales, Poaceae.